Cannabis sativa is the source of this 2331-nucleotide messenger RNA. Its product is annotated as CST complex subunit TEN1. Bases 1772 to 2134 code for a protein of 120 amino acids. The transcript is spliced from 3 exons. Gene Ontology annotation, biological process: negative regulation of telomere maintenance via telomerase. Gene Ontology annotation, cellular component: CST complex. Gene Ontology annotation, molecular function: telomeric repeat DNA binding; single-stranded DNA binding; telomerase inhibitor activity. Lineage: Eukaryota; Viridiplantae; Streptophyta; Magnoliopsida; Rosales; Cannabaceae. The record is from RefSeq and is a predicted model, not a curated record.
UUUUAUAAACCCAAACUCAUAUAUUAUUUUGCCGCCAUUUUCAGCAACAGUCCAUUCAACGGAAGGAUCUCCGAUCGAGUAACGAAGUAAAAGUAUCGCUCCUCUCACUGUAAGAUACCAAAAAUGUCUUCAAUUUCCAACUUCAAAAUAACCAACCUUUUCUUUUUCACCUAUGGCCACCUUCCCUUUCUAUGAAUUUUGCCUUUUUUGCUUUUCAAUUUCAUUUGGGUAGGUCAACUUUUAUUUUCAACAUUUAUCAACACGGAACACCAUUCACACACCUUCUCAAUUUUUUUCCUAGUUAUUUAAAUGUUUUUGUUUUGGGAUGAUUUUUGAAUUGUAUGCAAAGUGUUUGAUAAAAUGCAUUUGAUAGAUUAAGUUAGUACUAGUUUUGAAACUUUUAUUGAGAGCUUGAAAUUCUUAGAUGUAAUUUGUUAAUGAUAUAAUGUUGAUACUUUUGUAAUACUUUCCAUUCUUUCUGUAAAAUAUACUCAAGAUUGUUGUGAAUUUAGUUAAACACUACCACUAUAUCUAUAGGUGGUCAUAUUAGUUUAUUUAUAUAUUCUCUUUCUAUGACAUGUCUGGUAGUGCCAUUAAUUUUGUAUUUUUAGCUUGCUCAUAACUGUUAAGACUUUUUUGCUAUUGAACAAGUACUUGUUGGUUUGAAUGUUAAAAUAACAUAGUGUAUGAUAUGCAGUGUGUAUAUGUUUAUAAAGAAUAUGAUAUUAUAUGUUAUACAUUAAAAUAGCAUAUCAUGAUCUAGAUCAAAUAUAACUAAAAUGUGAUUAUUUUAAUGUAAUGAUUUUGCUUGUUUAUCAGUGGGGUUUUCAAGUUUUAUUGUUUAUUGUUUUAGAGAGUUCUGACUUUGGUGAACUUUUUCUUAAUAGAAUAAGUGGUGGGUCAAACUGAGUAUCUGUGAUGUGGCAUUUGGGUGUUUUAGUAAGAACCCAUAUGAAAUUCUUAGCAAUUGGCUUAGUAGCCAAGCAUUGAGGUAGUCUUUGUAAAACAUGGCCAUGAAUUGAGGCAAAUGCAUAUACUCUAGAUUAUGAGUCUUCUAGUUGUGGCGGCCAGCAAGAUUUGAAAAUUUCUUUUGAAAAAUGGCAUGUGAGGACAGGUGUUUUUGGGCUCUUAAAUCAUCUUAGUCAAGUGUACUUACCAGUGAUCUUCUCUGGCAAUGGAUUUUACUAGAAGAUCCCUUUUGCAUGCCAAUCAAGUAGUUAUCCGAUUCAUCUUUGUUUAUCCUUAAGAUUCACACAUUCAAUUGUCAGAAGAAAAAAAAUCAGACAUUUAGAAGAGCUGUCUGGAACUAUUUGGGAUGCUUUCUCAUAGUUUCACAUUUUCAAUGAUUCAAAGGCCAUAUUAAUACAAGCCUUAUCCAUAUGAAUGUGGCAGGGAAGCAACUUGAUUUAUGGGGAAAAGAUUCUAUAUCUUUGCUGGUGUAAUAGAGUUUGUUUGAUUUUUGAGUGUGGCUUUCCAUUUCUCAUUCUCUCCUGUACUUUUCUAUACUUGUACAGGUGUGUGAAAUAAAGGUUCCAUAAGUUAGAUGCGGUAGGAGUUUUUAAUGGGUUUGUAAGGGAUUGAAAGAACAAUACUCAUCUUGGUUGAGAGAAAUAUGAAUAUGAGUAGUGAUUAAUUGAAUCAUCACAUUGUACAUAUCUGUCAAAGAUUGCAUUUUUUGGGUGGUUUCAUUGAUGAUUUUAUUCACUUGCACUAGCCAGUUGUAGCCACUAACCAGUAAGGAACUAUAAGUUAUACUACUUUGAAAGGUUUGAUGGCUUCGUCAGUAAUAACAUCUGGGGCAUUGGUUUUACUGGAGGACUUGCAUCCAUCUUCACCGCACUUCAAGCAAGGGACUUCACUUAGAGUAACUGGAAAGCUACAAGAGUAUUCUGUAGAGACGGCCAUUGCCAUGGUUGUUGACGGAAGUGCCAAACUAAAGAUUAACACCGAACAUCUAAGGAACCUGAGUUUGAGAAUCGGCUCCUUCUACCAGUUUAUUGGGGAACUACUUAUCCAACCUGAUAAUGAGGCAAUCUUACAGGCGCGUGUUGGUAGGAACGUCGAUGGCAUUAACCUUGAUCUCUAUUGUCAGUCCUUACAGCUGCUAAGACAAUUCCAGGCUGAUCAUCAGUAGAAUUCAACAACUUGAUACAGUUCUAGUUUCGAAAGGCUCACAUGGGCUUUUCUUUUUCACACUGAUUAAGGUAUCAUAGUAACUUGACUUGAAUCAUAUUUGAAAUGCCGGUCAACCAAUGAUUUUUACCAUUGUUUUGACUAUUUCUUGAGACUAAAUUAUUGUAAAUAUAUGAUCUUGAUUGUGCUAGUCUGAAA